Messenger RNA from Copidosoma floridanum, 1787 nucleotides. RefSeq names its product Wnt ligand secretion mediator (gene wls). Gene Ontology annotation, molecular function: Wnt-protein binding. Lineage: Eukaryota; Metazoa; Arthropoda; Insecta; Hymenoptera; Encyrtidae. Gene Ontology annotation, biological process: Wnt signaling pathway; Wnt protein secretion; intracellular protein transport. The record is from RefSeq and is a predicted model, not a curated record. Gene Ontology annotation, cellular component: endomembrane system; organelle membrane.
AUGCAGGGCACCAUCAUCGAGAACCUCAGCGGCAAGAAGCUCGCUGUGCUCGUGGUGCUUCUCCUGCUCGGCCAGGCCAUCUCCUUCCUCGUUGGCGGCAUCGUUGCGCCACCACCAUCCAACAGUCAAAAUAUAUUGGGUACAGCGUGCUUGGAUAAGCGCAAUCGCAACGGCACUGCACCCGGUAUUGAUACAUGGAUUUAUUCGAGACCGCCCGGAAAGUGUAAUAUCUUAGACACCCAUGCCAUCACUGACAACAUAUCACCGAUCGUGUACUCAUUUCAGAUGCCUUCACCGCGGAAUAAACAAAUUUUGGACUACUCUCGAUGGCAACACAGUUUGAUCGGUGUUUUGCAGAUCGAUAUCAAAUACCACAGACACAUCAUCGUCCGUGAGUAUAUGAUACAUCCUACGACAAAAUUAACUUUGGAUGCAAGACUAGCUUACAGAAACAAAGGCGAUCCCGAGGACGCGUGGAAGCAUUACGCCUCUUCUCUCGUUGAAAGAAAUUUGGACUGCUCGAUCGACAAGCUUCACGAGGAAUACAAUUACCACUGCAGUACGUUGUCACUUUUUGAAUUGGGUUCAUUAUACCACGAUUACUAUUUACUCAACGUUCGGUUACCCAAUGAUCCGACGAAAAAUAUUAACCAAGACGUGGGCCACGUCACUGAUUUGUGGCUCACCGUCAUCAAUCAAAACGGGGGAUUCACGAAAGUUUGGAUAACUUUGAAAACAAUAUAUUUUCCAAUUACCCUUCUUAUUCUGUGCUGGUACUGGAGGCGAAUUCACAUGCUGUCGAGAUCCCCGGCUUUAUUGGAAUACAUGUUACUCGGUCUGGGUUCUGCCCUGAGUUUUUUAAAUUGCCCCAUCGAAUAUCUUACGUUGUUCUUCGAUAUGCCAUUCAUGCUUUUACUCGAGGACUUGAGACAAGGAAUAUUUUACGCGACGCUAUUAUCCUUCUGGCUUGUUUUCGCUGGUGAACAUUUGAUGGUUCAGGAAGGCGAUCAAAAAAAUUCUUUGAAAUGCUACUGGCGACACUUAUCUGCAGUUGGAGUUGGCUGCUUGUCACUAUUAUUUUUCGAUAUUUGUGAGCGUGGUGUACAACUGAGAAAUCCCUUCUACUCAAUCUGGGUGACGAAUCUUGGAGCGAAACUUGCUUUGUCGUUUAUUAUAUUAGCUGCCGUAUCAGCAGCAUUUUAUCUGCUUUUUUUGGCAUACAUGAUUUGGAAGGUAUUCAUAAACAUAAGUGCCAAAAGGGCCGUACUACCAAGCAUGAGCUCUGCCCGUCGAUUGCAUUACGAAGGUGUCAUUUAUCGUUUCAAAUUUCUGAUGGUCGCUACAUUAUUGUGUGCAUCACUGACUGUCAUUGGUUUUAUUGUAGGACAGGUUGCCGAAGGACAGUGGAAAUGGGAUCAGGACAUAGAAUUAGAUAUGACAUCGGGAUUCUUUACAGGAGUCUACGGCAUGUGGAAUAUUUAUAUCAUAGCUCUGCUGUGUUUAUACGCACCGUCUCAUAAACAAUGGCCGGUAGAACCAUCAGGUAACAUCAUAGAAAACAGUCUCAGUGAAGAAAUAGAGUUCUCGAGAUUACCGACUGAACCUAACGAGAUGUUGUCUUUGACAGCAUUCUCGCGAAAAACGGCAAUAGAUUAAAUUUUAUAUUUUAUUUGUCGAUAAUAUGUCAUGUCUAAAUAACUGUCGAAUUUGUAGUUUUCGUGAUAAAAAGAAAAAACUUGUGUAUUGUCACUGAUGCGACGUAUCUUUGGGCAUUUGACAAUGUUCAU